Messenger RNA from Peromyscus eremicus (cactus mouse), 898 nucleotides. It is a transcript of the gene Lyldt1, whose product is annotated as chromosome 20 C12orf54 homolog. The record is from RefSeq and is a predicted model, not a curated record. The transcript has 10 exons. The coding region runs from base 174 to 482 and encodes 102 amino acids. NCBI's taxonomy places the organism in Eukaryota, Metazoa, Chordata, Mammalia, Rodentia, Cricetidae.
AGCUGACGUCACAAAGUGUUGGGAGGGAUGGGUUAACAGCAGGGGGUCUGCUGUGAUAUGGGGCUCAAAGGGGAGAAGGCUUAAGGGGGGAAAGGGUGCAAAGUGUGCCCAGGGCCUAAACGGUCUCCAUCUUCAACUCCAAAGGCCUGGCCAUAUCAAAAACAUAAGCAAGAAUGGCAUCUGAACAGCAGAGAAGUACAUCUAUUGAAGAGACAAUAAAGGCACAGGAAAGGGAGUUGGCAAUAACUGAAACCCUGUGGGACCAGGUGCUAACAGCCUUUAAGGGCAUCCAAAAGGAGCUUCAGGAAGAUGCUCGGAUUCGAGGCAUGAGCAACCGUUCUGUGACAUCCAUGCCACCUGCACCCCCCAGGACUGGAAGCUUCAAGCCUCCAGAUUUCUCUACAGCCCCAAAUAAGGAUCACAGGUCAACUCUGGAGAGUAGCCAUCAGAAGCAAUUCUUACAACCCAAGGAUGUUAACUAAAUGACCAGUCAACCUUCUACCCUAGACUCUAACUCUGUCAUCAAGGAAGGACUCCCGUGUUUCUUCCAGCUUCUACAUUCUUUCCUCCCCCUUUUCUGCAACAUCCCCUAAGCCUUAGCAGGGGUGGUAUAAAUAUCCUGUUUAGAGAUGAACACUCAACUGUCACAUUCUCUUUGAGCACCUGGAGUGGCCAUGCAUCUUUUCAUUGAUCACCAUUCAUUGCAGAGAGACACCUCUGACUAAAGGGCUCAACUCAGUUGCCUGAUAAACAAAGCAUACGAGACAGACAUCCUCAUUACCAGAGUCUACAGCAGCAACUGGGAACUUGGAAAUCAACUGAGAGCCAGGGACAUCUUAACUGCCAAGCAAAGAAUCCAUCAGAUAAACAAUGAAGCAAAUAAAUGUGAUGUAAACAA